AUGCCAAAAAAGCACAGGACAUCGUUAUAUACAAAACCAACAAAUACACCGCAUCAUACACUCGCAUCGUCAAGAGCGAAUGACAAUGGUCGGUUUCAAGUUGUCAGUCCCACGAGGGCGCAGGCCUCUACGGACGAUUCAUCAGUCAAUGGCCUAAUCGACCAUUUACGGCGUACACAAGGGAAUAUCUCAGGAAACUCUUCUUCCGGCUCACUUCGCUCCUUCACAUCGCAGAGAUCUGUGCCACCAGCUUUGCGCAACAUUCUCGAGCUUCCUGAGCCUUCACAACCGCGCCCUCGGCCUAACGCAGGUACUCUGAUCGGUGCGCGCCCGCCUCGUAGGGUUCCAGGUCCUCCGCCACCGACAAGUUGGCUCACAGGGGACACUGAUGGGGCUCAAGACUCAUCCACAAAUGCCGAAGCCGAUAAUAUGAACAACCUUGAACAAAUCCACCGUCUACAAAGACUACCCGGGGCUGCCUUCCCAAGACAAGACAGUCUCCAACAUGCUGUUCUGGCUUCAAUGGCCCAGAACUGGGCAUGGCACGUGGAAUAUGAUGGUCCUUAUCUGUCUCAGCUGCCUAGACAUAUCAAGGUGGCCAUUCUCAGCUACGUGGCUCAGUUUAGCCAGGAAGAGCCGCUGGCACAUUACAUGAACGGACUCACUGCACUUUUCCCGACAAGGGCAGAGUUGGAAGGCAGUGUGGUUCACACUCCUAACACAGAUUUGAUGCCUGAACGGCUCGACCUGAGCAAUGCUCUAGGCCGCUGGUUGUCGUUCAAGAAGCUAGACAAAACCCUGCGGGUUACCCACCCAGCAGACCUUGCAUCUAAAAAUGCAACCGAGGAAAAUGUACCAGAUUCAUGGGAUGGCACCGAAUAUGAGACUGAACAUAUUGAUAUUCCCCGUUCCAUGGGCCAACAAAUGCGCUUUGAGAAUCUGAAAUACCUCUCUUUCGCGCACCCGCACAGUUAUUCAGCCAGCUGGCCUGAGCUUGUGACAUUACUCUCUGAUUUACCAACCAUUACUCAUCUCUCUUUAGCCUACUGGCCCUGCCCAAGCAAUCAUCCCUAUUUGCUGGUGCCCUCCCUGAUGCACUCUCUAGCGGACCGCACCAGCCCAUCAUCAUACGAGGCAGCCGGAAUCCUCCGCCGGCUCUCUCGCAGCACCUUCUGUCUUAAAUGGCUGGACCUGGAAGGAUGCUCUGACUGGAUCCAUCUACUACCAAUGUGGACAGAAUAUCCCGAAGGACGAAAAGACCCUGUGGAAUACGGCCCUGAGUGGAACCACUCCUGGCGAAACGUGGUUUCGCUCAACCUCGCACCUGGUUGGGAAAUCAAGGUUCCAGAUGAGCUGAAGGACCAUGUCCCAGGAUCAACAAUCUCACCUGUUCUUGAGCCGGUCUUGCGUGAAUAUCGGAGGGAUGUCGACAAAUAUGGGGCUGGCGUAUACAGGGCCUUGUCGGUGCAUCAAGAUAUCCGCACGUAUCGAGCAAAUGACCGUGGAAAGGCAGUGCAGGCUGAAACUGGAAAAGAAGGGCUGGACCGGGCGCGGACCCUUCUCAAAGGCAUGCGUAGCCCUCCUUGA
Messenger RNA from Penicillium longicatenatum, 1587 nucleotides. RefSeq lists its product as uncharacterized. NCBI's taxonomy places the organism in Eukaryota, Fungi, Ascomycota, Eurotiomycetes, Eurotiales, Aspergillaceae. The record is from RefSeq and is a predicted model, not a curated record. The coding region runs from base 1 to 1587 and encodes 528 amino acids. The transcript has a single exon.